AUGCGGUCUCGCCGCGGCGCGUGGAUUGUUUCCUCACGGAGGGAGAUAUACUCUCUUCGCCUACCCUGACAAGCUCUCGUUCACCAUCCGCGCGACCAACCGCGUGCCACGCUCUCGCAAGCCGCUCUCCGCAAAGCACGCGAAUUCCCUCGUCCCUCUUCACUCACCUUACGAUUUUAAAUCGCAAAGGAUCGAGGAUCAUGCCAGCGGACGCCGAACUCAGCAGCCUGCUCAGCAGGCGGCAGAGGAUCAACGACGAGCUCGAGGAGGGCAAGGAGGUGAAGAAGCAGUACAAGUUCGUGAACGUUUACACCGAGUUCCACGAGCUGUCGCGCCGCGAGAUCAAGCAGUACGAGCAGACCUUCAACAGAUUCGAUGAUGGUCACGACGGCUAUCUCGAUCUCUCCGAACUGAAGCGAAUGAUGGAAGUUCUGGGUGCACCGCAGACGCAUCUCGGACUCAAGGCGAUGAUCCAGGAGGUCGACGAGGAUGGCGACGGCCGCAUAUCUUUCCGUGAGUUUCUAUUGAUCUAUCGCAAAGCACGGGCCGGUGAAUUAGAGCAGGAUUCCGGAUUGAGCCAGCUGGCCAGACUCACUGAAGUCGACGUCGAUGAGGUCGGUGUCACGGGCGCUAAAAACUUCUUCGAGGCUAAGAUCGAGCAGCUCCGGAAGUCCUCGAAAUUCGAGGACGAGAUUCGCAUGGAGCAGGAAGAGCGGAAGCGGGAGGAGGAGGAAAAGGCGGCGAGGCGGGAGCAAUUCCGGCAGAAAGCCGCGAUAUUCGGCAAGUAAUUGCGCAGCGAAAAUCACGGGAGAGAGCGAAAGCUGCCGACUCGCUCGUUAGAAUGCGAAGACGGAUUGUCUUGGAUUGCUUAGGUUUAUUUCCGAUGCUCGAAGCCGAUGAAGCGAUAUCCGAUGCCAACGUGCGACUCUAUAAACCAUUUGAGUGCGCUCCGAAGCGACGUGAAAUUGCGGUUCGAUCACGACGUACGGUGAUUGUCUGCAGGAGAAACGAGGAUUGAAAUCGAGCGACACAAACGAUAUAAUUUUCAAUGCUGUUAACGCACGAGAGAAGAAUUUUACACCAGUCUCUAACUUUGCAAAUGAUUAUUCGCCAAAAUUCGAGACUCGAAACUUACAAUUAGAUCAUCGCCUAUCGAACGAUGUCAAAAUUCGAAUUUAGCGAAAUAACUCUUUCAAUCCUCUUGAAGACUGUUUGGAAUUUUUGCAGUUUUCGUUGUCGAAUAUGCAAUAUGAACGCUUUUGAAAUCCCCUCCGGACUUCAAAAUGAAUAACAAUAGUAAAAAGAAUGAAUUUUCUUGGACUGUGAUUUUUAUUUUAUUUCUUGGAUCGUGAUUUUUAUUUUAUAUUUAUUUAUAUACUAUAUGUGUCUAUCGUGAUUUUUUGACGCAACAUUGCAAUAAUAUUUGGAAAGCACUAUUAUAAAAUGCUAUAAAGAGAUUUUAAUAACGUUCAUAUCAUGUAAACGAACGAAAUUAUAUGAGAAAUCAGCCAUUUGGAAAGCGGUUGAUAUUUAAUACAUAUCUAUCCUAUAUAGAGAUAUAUUUUAAAGUUGGAUAUAGCGCGCAAACUAGAGUUUUACUUGCUGUUUUAAUAGCAAUCCUAAUAUCUUGUUGUAAAAUGUUUAACAAAAAAGAGUUAAAAAGCACAUGAUUAAUUGAUGUUUGUAAAGUGUUAUUUAACAUACAACUGUUGACGUUCAAGGAUGCAAAGUCCAAUGAAGUUUAGAAGAGUCAAUAUCGAAUAGUUGGCCUGUUUUUUAUCACAAAUAUUACUUGACUAUCGUAUAUAACAUAUUUUGCUCUUGAUUCCUAUAGAAUAUAAUGAGUAGACUGAAGACGGAAUUGAUAUAGAAACCGAUUUUGUAUUCAAGAAAGAAUGACUUUAACGACUGCUGGAUCUUCGAUAGUGUAAGAAUUGUAAGGUUUUGUUGGCAAAUGUAUCUUAAUUUUUAUUAUUAAUGAUAAUUAUUUUGUGUAGAAAGUUUGAUUUUCUUUUCAUUAAAUGAAAAUUCUUUGUCACGUUAAACAACGCCCGUGGUAUGUGUAACGUAAGAGAUGCUUGUAGAUAUGUUGUAUAUUCGUGCGGAUGCGUGUGAAUGUAUGCCAACCACGCGUGUUAUGCUCAUUUCAUUAAAAAUUUGGAACAUCGGUUAAUUAUUUGCGGUACGCGUACAAACGCGGAAAAAUUUGAUGAACAACAAAUUCAGUCCUAUUGCUAUUAUUUUGAUUUACAUCUUAUUCUAUUUAUUCCUUUAAUUUCAAAAGAUUGUUUGCUAGACUUGGAUUGAUAGUUAUAUAUAUUCAGAUCAAGAUAAUUAUAUAUAUUCAGUUAGAGCGAUCAAGUGUGAAACCAGUAGAGUUUUCGGACGUUUUAAGCAAAAAUUUAAAGGAUCAUGAAUGUGUCCAGAAUAUGUUAUUGUGAAUUAUAACAUUAUUUGUAUCCUAUUAUUUUAAUCUUUUUUAAUCUUUGGCUUUUAUUCAAAAUAUAAGUUUUUAUUCAAAUAUGUAAGAUAGUAAUAUUUAUUGUUAACAAUUUUAUUAAUUGUAUCAAAUGAUUCAUAACUGAUCAUGCCUAUCGCAAACAGUAAAAUUCUUAUUUUUCUAUUUUGACAAACUUCUAAUAAUAAUUUAUCAGAAUUUGUAUUAAAAUAUUAAUUCUGAUAUUUUUUAUCGCCUUUGCAGUAUAAAAUAUAUUUUCAUUUGCGAACAUUUACCUUUUUAGAGACACAUUCUGUAUAUAUAAUCGUAUUAUUAAGUCGCAAGUAUAUCUAUUGUAAAAAGUGUGUAAGCUAUAGAUUGUAAAUAGAUUUAUUUUGCUGCAUCAAUUUUUUAUGUAUCUGAUUUAUGAACAGCAUUAUAUUAAAAUUAUGGAAACUC
Wasmannia auropunctata (little fire ant) is the source of this 2896-nucleotide messenger RNA. RefSeq names its product EF-hand domain-containing protein D2 homolog (gene Swip-1). The record is from RefSeq and is a predicted model, not a curated record. NCBI's taxonomy places the organism in Eukaryota, Metazoa, Arthropoda, Insecta, Hymenoptera, Formicidae. The transcript is spliced from 4 exons. Bases 201 to 788 code for a protein of 195 amino acids. Gene Ontology annotation, molecular function: calcium ion binding.